This is a messenger RNA of Nannospalax galili (Upper Galilee mountains blind mole rat), 4521 nucleotides long. It is a transcript of the gene Grk5, whose product is annotated as G protein-coupled receptor kinase 5. The coding region runs from base 221 to 2059 and encodes 612 amino acids. The transcript is spliced from 16 exons. NCBI's taxonomy places the organism in Eukaryota, Metazoa, Chordata, Mammalia, Rodentia, Spalacidae. Gene Ontology annotation, molecular function: ATP binding; G protein-coupled receptor kinase activity. Gene Ontology annotation, biological process: signal transduction; regulation of signal transduction; protein phosphorylation. Gene Ontology annotation, cellular component: cytoplasm. The record is from RefSeq and is a predicted model, not a curated record.
GGGAGGGGGGACACAGAGGGAGGAAGAAGCGGCGGCGGCAGCUCCUCCAUGCAGAGGGGGAAACUCCGAGGACUCGGAGCAGGAAUAAUGCGGUAGCAAGGCGGGCUGCUGGCUCCCGGCUCCGGCAGUAGCGGCGGCGGCAGCCCGACCAGCAGCAGCGGCAGCACCCCAGGCUCUGACAGCCCCGCCGGCCGGCUCUCUUGCUGACCGCCGGCUGUCAAUGGAGCUGGAAAACAUCGUGGCCAACACGGUCUUGCUGAAAGCCCGGGAAGGGGGCGGAGGAAAGCGCAAAGGGAAGAGCAAAAAGUGGAAGGAAAUCUUGAAGUUCCCUCACAUCAGCCAGUGUGAAGAUCUCCGAAGGACGAUAGACAGAGAUUACUGCAGUCUAUGUGACAAGCAGCCAAUCGGAAGGCUGCUUUUCCGGCAGUUCUGUGAAACCAGACCUGGGCUGGAGUGCUACAUUCAGUUCCUGGACUCAGUGGCAGAAUAUGAAGUUACUCCAGAUGAAAAACUGGGCGAGAAAGGGAAGGAAAUUAUGACCAAGUACCUCACACCAAAGUCCCCAGUCUUCACUGCCCAAGUUGGCCAGGACCUGGUCUCCCAGACAGAGGCAAAGCUCCUGCAGAGGCCCUGCAAGGAACUCUUCUCUUCCUGUGCUCAGUCUGUCCAUGACUACUUGAGAGGGGACCCCUUUCACGAGUACCUGGACAGCAUGUAUUUUGACCGCUUUCUGCAGUGGAAAUGGUUGGAGAGGCAACCAGUGACCAAAAAUACUUUCCGGCAGUACCGAGUGCUGGGCAAAGGGGGCUUUGGGGAGGUCUGUGCCUGCCAGGUUCGGGCGACAGGUAAAAUGUAUGCAUGCAAGCGCUUGGAGAAAAAGAGAAUCAAGAAGAGGAAAGGGGAAUCCAUGGCACUCAACGAGAAGCAGAUUCUUGAAAAGGUCAACAGCCAGUUUGUGGUCAACCUGGCCUAUGCCUAUGAGACCAAGGAUGCACUAUGCCUGGUCCUGACCAUCAUGAAUGGGGGUGACCUGAAGUUUCACAUCUACAACAUGGGGGACCCUGGCUUCGAAGAGGAGCGUGCCUUAUUUUAUGCAGCUGAGAUCCUCUGUGGCCUGGAAGAUCUACAUCGUGAGAACACAGUAUACAGAGAUCUGAAACCGGAAAACAUCCUGCUGGAUGAUUAUGGCCACAUCAGGAUCUCAGACCUGGGGCUGGCUGUGAAGAUUCCUGAGGGAGACCUUAUCCGUGGCCGAGUGGGCACUGUUGGCUACAUGGCCCCUGAAGUCUUGAACAACCAGCGGUAUGGUCUAAGCCCUGAUUACUGGGGCCUGGGCUGCCUCAUCUACGAGAUGAUUGAGGGCCAGUCACCUUUCCGAGGCCGCAAGGAGAAGGUGAAGCGGGAGGAGGUGGACCGCCGGGUGCUGGAGACUGAGGAAGUGUACUCCCCCAAGUUCUCUGAGGAGGCCAAGUCCAUCUGCAACAUGCUGCUCACCAAAGAUGCGAAGCAGAGGCUGGGCUGCCAGGAGGAGGGGGCUGCUGAGGUCAAGAGACACCCCUUCUUCAGGAACAUGAAUUUUAAACGUCUAGAGGCUGGGAUGCUGGACCCUCCCUUCGUUCCAGAUCCCCGGGCUGUGUACUGCAAGGAUGUGUUGGACAUUGAGCAGUUCUCCACCGUGAAGGGGGUCAACCUGGACCACACAGACGACGACUUCUACUCCAAGUUCUCCACGGGCUCCGUGUCCAUCCCAUGGCAAAAUGAGAUGAUAGAAACGGAAUGCUUUAAGGAGCUGAAUGUGUUUGGACCCAACGGUACCCUCUCACCAGACCUGAACAGAAGUCAGCCUCCAGAACCGCCAAAGAAAGGGCUGUUCCAGAGACUCUUCCGGAGACAGGUGAGAGACCCAGCCCAGCCAGCCAGGUCUCAGUCCCAGGACCCAGGCCCACUUCCACACAAAAUGCAUCAGAACAAUUCCAAGAGUUCACCCAAUUCCAAGACCAGAUAUAACCACCACAUAAAUUCAAACCACAUCAGUUCAAACUCCACUGGAAGCAGCUAGCUUCAGUUCUGGCCUUGAUGUUCAUGGUAGAACCAGCUUGAACCCUUCUAACUUGGAAGCAGAGCUUGUGGCCAGUGGGGCUUCUACUCUGACCUGGUGGCCAGAGUAGUGCCCCAGGAACCAGAAUAGGACACCGUUCACCCCUACAAGCCUCAAGGUUUCUCAAAGAAAUUUCCACUUGGGUCUGUUUUCCAAGGCGGCCCCAAGCCAGGGUGGACUGGACUUGGCCUUGUCGAACAUUACAGUAGAAACCCAAGGGGACAGACAUGAGAACGUGCACGGAUUUUAAUAGUGUACUAACUAGAACUGAAUUUUGUCUUUAUUAUUUUUAAAGAAAGUUUUGUAAAUUUCUCUAUUGUCUCAGUUUACAUUUUGUAUAUUUGUAUUUAAAUGAAAGUCAGACUUCGAGGGUGUAUAUUUUCUGUGCAGCCAUUGUUAAGCCAUGCAUUUUAAGACAUUUUAGAUGGUGGGGGUGGGGGUGGGUUACAAAAAAUGUGACUGUAGACUUCAAGAGCCUCAAAUGAGAAAAUGUUUUUAUUAAAUGUAGAAAAUGUUUCAUCUUUAAAGGACUGAUUGCAUCUAACCAUGUCCAUCUCUCUAACCUUUUCAUCAGUGUAGCCUGGCCUUCCUUGUUGGCUUGUAACAAUCUGAAUGUAAUGUCCAAGACGUACCUGGGACACCCUCUUCCCCAAGUACCCUCUGUGGGCCACAAGGUGACUGGCACAUGCGCUUCUGUAAGGAGACACCUGCUGUUGUGCUUCACCUCGGUCUCUUCUGCUGUGAGAUGGUCAGUAGACAGACCAGGGAGUCCUCAGUCACUGGGCUCUGGCAGAUCCUGGCUGCUAAAGCCAGUUGUUUUCAUGACGUUUCUGUUGGUUUGGGAAUUUUUGUUAUAUAUUAUUUGUAAGACCUGUGUACUGAUGAUGAAGACCUGACCUGUAAGCCAAGUGUCCCCAACCAUGGAACUAGGGGGAAGCGAGAGUUGGGGACCAUCCUGAGUGAUCACCUCAAGUCUGAAGGGGAGGGAGGCUUACCUGGGGCUUGGUUAGUCAUUAUAGUGGUCACCAAAUCUUAACACAUUUGUGGUGCCCCAUGUCACAUGAAGGAGGUCAUCUCUGCAGGAAAAUGGGAUGCCUGAGGAGAAAUGCCCCAGGGGAGUUGGGGCCAGAGGCAGGUUCUAGUUGGGCAUCUCAAAGUCUUAGGCAUGAGUCACCCCUGGAGAAUUCAGUGGCUUUGCCCAGAUCCUGUACAUUCCUGUCCAGCCUCUGCUGCCUAAGGAGGUGGCUAGGAGCAAAUCUGCCGUUGCCUCCUCACUGGAACAGGGUGAGUGAUGAGUGGCUAACCUCACUGCUCCCCUUGGUGUCUGAGCCCCAGUGUGAUUUUGCCUCAAAACUGGUCUCAGCCGCCAACAAUACUGGGGUUUCCCACAGGGCUGGCCAGGUGCUACCUGAAUCAGCUCCUAUUAAAAUGUAGGUUCCUAGGCCACACCCCAAGUCUACCACUUGGUGAUCUGGGAGUAAGUCUCAGGACUCUGAAGGUUUUUGUUUUGUUUUGUUUUGUUUUGUUUUGUUUUGUUUUGUUUUGAUACAGGGUCUCAUUAUGUAGCCCAGACUAGUCUCACACUUGAAAUCCUCCUGCCCAGCCUCCUGAGUGCUGGGCUUACAAGUGUGAACUAGCAAGGAAUCUGCAUCUUCACAGAGCUCAUCAGAUCGCCCUGAUGCCCCAUAGUGUGAGAACCUUAGGUCAGCCGAGGGCCUGUGGGUAUGGCUGUCCCAAGGGGCCUCUGAUUCUCUGAGAGGCCUGGGCCUGUAGGGAGGAGAAUCUCAAACCCAUCAGUCUCAUAUCUUUGAUUCCAAGCUCUCCCCAAAACUUUACCAGGAAAAAAGGGGCCCAGUCUGUGGGACUGGUCAUUAACUGGCCUCAUUCACCAUGAGAGAGAAGACUAAGCAGGCCUCCCUCGGAGGCCUCUGAGGUACAAUAUUAACUUCAAGUUCAGCCCCCAAGCUGCUUCUGCACCUUGAGCUAAAUUUGAAGGGAAUGCAAACAACUGUUUCCACGUCAUCCUCCUAGGGUGGUCACCAGCCCCAGCCACACGUCCCUCACCUGCAGCCUGGCCUUCUGCCCACACGAUUGCCCGUUUUGCCCUAUUCACAGUCACUUAGGCCUCAAAGUCAAAGCCUUGUCCAUUUGUAGCAGAGACCCCCCAGGGAUCAAGAAGAACACAAGUCUGGCUACCAUGUGUCCCUGUGAUGAGGAUGACAGUAGUCCUAAUGCACAAACCUGUGCACUGACACUUAACCUUUGCAUUCAAGUUUCUGAGUGCCCCUGAGAGGUAGGGGCAGUCACGUGGCCUAUUCAGUCCUUGGUUUCUGUUGGCCUAUCCAUGGCUUCAUAGCAGAGAACAGUGCCUGAAAACCAGCCCUCCUCCCAACUGAAUCUUCUUCCCAUCUUGGUUUCUAUAG